AGCCCCGAACGGCUCACACGAUGGUUGCGCAUAUGCACGCGCUCGCCGCCGCGCUCUUGUGUGCAUUGGCCGGUCAGCUGGGAGCUGGUGCUAGUCUCCAUUGUGCCAUGCGCAGAGAAAUUUCACCGUGCACCUGCAGGAGAGAGGAAACAGGGACAGGUGCCAUCUUAGUAGUUUGCCAAAAAAUCACCGCCUAUGAAGAAAUCGCACGAGCUCUCACCAACAAGUUUACUCCCGAAACUAAAAUUGGCCUGGAUAUCUCCUACUCGAAACUACCGGACUUCGAAGAUCAUAGCUUUCGUGAACUCGGCCUAUCUAUCACAAGACUAAAACUUAAUUUCGACAACCUAAGCGAUCUGAAAGAAAGUGUGUUUACGAAACUGGAUCUGGUGGACUACUUUAGUUUGGCUGACAAUUCACUGUUAGAAAUGCCUCGACAUGUUCUGCGCCAUCUUCCACAUGUCAAGACCCUCGACAUGUGUCGAAAUAAAAUUACUAAACUCACAGUGGAGGACUUUAAGGACAUACAAGAGGUGGAGCAUUUACUAGUAGCUGAUAAUCAAAUAGCAAAAAUUGAAAGAGACGCUGUACCUAAAGCUUUACGACAUGUUCAUUUUGGUAUUAACAAGUUAAGUACGUUAAAUGGAGCUCUACGAGACUUAGAUGAUUUGGAGUGGAUAUUUAUAAAUGCUAAUAAUUUAAAAUCAAUUGAUAAUGAACUACCAGUCAAAGCCAAAAAGAUAACACUUAUUCAUGCAGCUCACAAUGAGCUACAGAAUUUGCCUCAAGAUUUGAAACAAAUGCCAUCGUUGGAGUCACUCUAUUUCUAUGACAAUAAUAUCAAAUCGUUAGACAGAUCCCUGCAAAAAUCGAGGAGACUGAUGAGAGUUAGCCUCUCAUUCAACAAAAUUGAAAGUCUCGCUGAGGAUGAAUUCGCUGAAACAGAAAAAUUGUUGGAUUUAGACAUAGCUUACAACCACCUAAAACAUCUGAAUGGCUCAUUAAGAAAUCUAAAAUCUCUGAGAUAUUUAAAUCUCACGCAUAAUUUAUUGACCGAAUUUUCAUUGCAAGAAAUUAAAGGGCUGAAGAGGUUAUCAGUUAUUGAUCUCUCACAUAAUAAAAUAAAUCACAUCACAGGAAAAAUGGAGAAUCUUGUUCAUGUGGAGACAUGUGUGUUAGAAUUACGUUUAGACCACAAUCACCUGAUGAAUUUAGGGGGAGCUCUCAUGGGGCUCCAUGGACUAUUGAGACUAAACUUGAGCAACAAUCAAAUUCAACAAAUAUCGCCUGAUGACUUGAUCGGUUUAGAAGAUUUGAAAGUUCUGGAUAUUUCAUACAAUCAUAUCACAUCAUUAGAGGAAACUUCAAAGACAUUUUUGCCCGCAUUAGAGGAACUGAUUGCUCAUCACAACAAUAUCACAAUUUUGGACAAAGACUUCCAUGGUUUGCCCGCACUGUGUCUCGCAGACCUGUCCUACAACUACAUUCAGACAAUGAAUUAUGAUCUGGUGACAAAAUCACGGUGUACUAUAAAUGGAGUUCCUAGUAUCUUAAAAAUUUAUCUUCAAGAUAAUCCUGUGCUGUGCAGCGAAGGAUUGUUUGACUUGGUGAAGGAGCUAGAAAAUUUGAACGCUCGGAUAAGUGGACAGUCAACUUGCGUGGCUACGCAAACGAAUGCGCCAGUACUGAACAUGAGAGCGUUGAACGAUAUCGUGCCGCAGCAGGAGCAGCCAUUAAUAGUGGUCGCGCACGUGGGGGCUGGCUUGCAGGGCCUUGCGCAGGACACCAUGGAGCGCGAGCUGGUGCCGCCAGAGUCGCAGCUCAUGUACAGGCGUGUUGGAGCCAUCAUCGGCCAUCUUCUACCCGAGGACGGACUCCCUGUCCUCGUGGACCCGCCCGUCACGUUGCCACCAGAAAGCACUAAUGUCGUGGUCAAAUGGCCUGAUGAAAAAACUGACGAACAAUCUCACCCUCUGGCGGACCACCUGCGUUUAAGAGAUUUAAACGCAUCUCCACAGUGAAACCGAUUGCAUCGUCGGAUCUGCCGACGUUAUAGAACUGAGUGCUUUCUUUAGAAAAUAUGCUGCCUAUCUACAUUGUACGGCAGAGUGUCUUCACAUUUGGUUGAGUGCAUGAAUUUCUUUUGCAUAUUCAUCUUCCUAUUAUUUUUAUAUUGCGAUGUAUAUAGGUAAGUGACUCACUUAUAACUUGAUAAUGCGCAUCCCGUAAUACUAAAAUUAGUGAAUCCUAAACAUAAAUAAUGUUGUAAAAAUUAACAUUGUUUCAAAUAUUAUUUGUAAUUAGUAAAAAGUAUUGAUAGUUGAAGUGAUUUUAAGACCUUUUAAAAAUUAUAGGAUAAGUCAUUUGAGUCGAGUCCAUUUACUUACAUAUAUUGUGCCUUAGUAUGGCAAUAAACUCCAGAUGUUUCUUUGUAAGGUUUGGUUAGAAAUUCAAGAUUAAACUUAGCUCACAGACGCCACCACCGCGAGGGUUGCGCCUACAUUCAUUAUGUGUAAGAUAAGGCGACUUUAUUUAAUUUUAUGGACUUAUCACAUUUAUAGGUACAUAGGAAAAACAUUUUAAUAAAAAGAAAAUCUAAUUCAAAGUGAAAUUGCUGUGAAAGGUAUGGCGAAACUUAUGUAAACGAAAUUAUAUAUAUUUAGGUUAAGGUUAUAGAUCUUAUUUUAUUGCAGUAAUUUAAAUUGUGAAUUAAUGUUACUAACAUUUUUAGGUACGUAUGCCAACAGCUAAUAUGCCAAAUUGUUUCAAUUAAGCUGCAAAUGAAUAAUUAUAGAUUUUAAGAUAAAUAAAGUACCUAUGCCGAAUCAUUUUUUAUUCCUACACCUUUGAUUUUUAAACUUUAUUGAUUUAGUAGGUACCUAUGUAUUGUUAUAUUCUCACAUCAUACCCGACGACCGAUGCCUGUAGUGAUCGUUGUUUGUAGCUUUAGUUGACAUUGUAAGUACACAUAAGUAUGUA
Molecule: messenger RNA, 2979 nt
Organism: Amyelois transitella
Lineage: Eukaryota; Metazoa; Arthropoda; Insecta; Lepidoptera; Pyralidae
Gene: ltl
Product: leucine-rich repeat-containing G-protein coupled receptor 4
Exons: 8
Coding region: 21-2021 (666 amino acids)
Molecular function (GO): protein binding
Source: RefSeq, a predicted model, not a curated record